AUAAAAUUUACCUAACCUAAAAAUCUCGAUUUGGAAAGUCGCCUUCACAAUCUAAUCGAUAUUAAGAAUGGUUAUUAAAAAACAUGAUUAACCAGGUAUCGACGUGAACCCCCUUUGAAAAGUUUCAUAACAUGAAAUCUUUGUCUACUAUGGUUCAGAAAUGCCAGACUUGUCCCUACUUCACAACAUUACCGCGUUUAAUGGAAAAUCAUGCCAAACGCAACCAUUCUUUAAUGAUACAUUUCAGCUGUGAUGACAAUGUAGAAACUUACUGCUGUCACAACUGCAACUUCCAGACAGAUUUUAUUAUCACUUUGAAGAAACACAUUAAAGAGUGUCACCCAAGUGAAAAAAACAACCUCCAGCUAGAUACCAGUUACAGUAUUCAAAGUUAUAGUUGUAAAAAUUGCGAUUUCGAAACUUAUACCUCACUUAAACUUCUUCAGCACACUAUAGCUUGUCAAGAUGCUCAGCCACUAACAACCAGUUUAAAAUUACACACAACUAGAAAACAUUUGCAAGGAGUUUGCUGGUACCCCUGUCAAAAAUGUACUUACAGGGCCAAAGACAAAUCAAAUUUAAGGAAGCAUGUCUACGCCAAACACACAGACAAAAACGACAUCAAAUGGCACAAGUGUAAUCAUUGUUCAUAUGUGACAAUAAUCUUAGAUCGAUUAAGAACACAUAUAAAGCACAAACAUUUGGGUGAUAAAACCCAGUGGUAUUAUUGUGAUAAAUGCCCGCAUAAAACCAAAUACAAACAUGGAAUAAGACUACACAUGACAAAUGUGCACGAUGAAAAUAAACCGUUCCAAUGUAAAAAGUGUUCGCGCACUUUUAAACAUAUGGACCGCUUGAGAAGACACACAAUUAACAUACACUUGGACGAGGACAAGAUUCAGUGGCAUCAAUGUGAACAAUGUCCAUACAAAGCUAAAACCAGGUCGACCUUGUUAAAACACAUAAAUGAUAUACAUAAAGAUGGUAAGAAAUAUCGUUGUGAUCACUGUACAUAUAAAGGACGUACUUCGUUCGAAGUAGCAGAGCAUAUAAACACUAAACAUUCACAGGGCAGUGAAGUUAAGUGGUACCAGUGUACAAAAUGUCUUCAAAAAUAUAAAACUAAAGCAGGUUUAAGCUGUCACGUGCGCAUGCAGCAUGAAGGAUUCCGUGGAAAGUAUCAGUGUGAACAAUGUGAUUUUAAGUCAUCUAGUUUGCAAAGUUUAAAAGACCAUAUAAAUUGCAAACAUUUAAGUGACACUGAGGUUGAGUGGUACCAGUGUGAAAAAUGUCCAGUUAAAUAUAAAACUAAAUCGUCUUUGAGAGACCACAUGCACGAGAAACAUCUCAGUGGGGACAGGUAUCGGUGUGAUCAGUGUGGUUAUAAUGCACGUAAAUCGCAACGUUUAAAAGACCAUAUAAAUAGCAAACAUUUAAGUAACACUGAAGUUGAGUGGUACCGGUGUGAAGAAUGUCCAGCUAAAUAUAAAAAUAAGACGUCUUGGAGACACCACAUGAAUUUGAAACAUCCAAGUGGUAACAAGUAUCAGUGUGAUCAAUGUGAUUAUAAGGCGAAUUAUACGCAGUGUUUAAAAGACCAUAUAAAUAGUAAACAUUGAUCUGACACUGAAGCUGAGUGGUAUCAGUGUGAGAAAUGUCCAUUUAAAUAUAAAAAUAAAUGCUCUUUGAGGGAACACAGACGCCUGAUACAUCGAGGUGUUAAGAAGUUUCAGUGUGAUCAGUGUGAAUUUAAGUCACGUUAUAGCGGCCCUCUAGAAAAACAUAUAACUCGCACUCAUUGAUAACGUUCCAGUAAAGUUAAUACGUUAUUGAUAUAAUUAACGUGCAAGAAGUGAUCUUAUGAAUGCAAUUAAAACAAAAAAAUUAAUAUAUAGAAAUGAAAUGAUGAGGUGUUGUUAUUAAAAACGUAAUGUAAUAAGUCAUUCUCUCAAA
This is a messenger RNA of Zophobas morio, 1953 nucleotides long. RefSeq names its product zinc finger protein 99-like. The transcript has 2 exons. Gene Ontology annotation, molecular function: RNA polymerase II transcription regulatory region sequence-specific DNA binding; DNA-binding transcription factor activity, RNA polymerase II-specific. NCBI's taxonomy places the organism in Eukaryota, Metazoa, Arthropoda, Insecta, Coleoptera, Tenebrionidae. The record is from RefSeq and is a predicted model, not a curated record. Bases 132 to 1619 code for a protein of 495 amino acids. Gene Ontology annotation, biological process: regulation of transcription by RNA polymerase II.